This is a messenger RNA of Linum trigynum, 243 nucleotides long. NCBI's taxonomy places the organism in Eukaryota, Viridiplantae, Streptophyta, Magnoliopsida, Malpighiales, Linaceae. The record is from the annotation of a GenBank genome assembly.
AUGAAGUUCAAGUGUAGGGACAAGUUCUCGUGGCAAGGGCUCUCGCCAACGUGCAAGGCGACUUCGGUAGCGGCGAUCGCGCAGGAGGAAGGAGUAGAUGGGCUAUGUGUUGGCCGAUCCAACAGGAGGAAAUUGCACCUCUUCCACCGGAGCUACAGGAAUUGGUAUGCAAAUUCGAGGCCAUUUUCGAAGCUCCCACUACCCUACCACCCAGCCGUGACGUCGACCAUUGCAUCAAGCUGA